Trichomonas vaginalis G3 is the source of this 1164-nucleotide messenger RNA. RefSeq lists its product as uncharacterized. The coding region runs from base 1 to 1164 and encodes 387 amino acids. NCBI's taxonomy places the organism in Eukaryota, Parabasalia, Trichomonadida, Trichomonadidae. The transcript has a single exon. The record is from RefSeq and is a predicted model, not a curated record.
AUGGAAGUUGAAAUUUCUAGAGGACCCAAAGAUUACAACAUGGUUUCGUACAGUGCAUCAGGAGAUCUUUACAAUAAUGAUAAUGAUAUUAAUUCUAUUCCAAAAACUAAUAUUAUUGCGAUCGGAUAUUAUUGUAAUCGAAGCCCAACAAAUACUACAUAUAAAAUCACACCAAUAAAAUCAUUUUAUACUUAUGAAACUUAUCAAUAUUAUGAUUCACGAGGAAUUCCACUUUUCUUCUUUAAUAAAAUUGACAUUGGCAACUUUGAAUUCAAUGAUUCUACAAUAGCUUAUACAUCUCAUCAUUGUGAUCUUACAAUUUCUCAAGAUCUAGUAUUCAAUGUUGCCAAAGAUACAAUCAUUAUUUUCUCUCGUGCAGCAAAUAUUUCUGCAACUGCUUCUGUUUUUGGCAAAACACAUUCUGUUCUAGGUAAAACUAAAAUAAAAGCAAUUGAAUAUUUAUCAAAAGGUACAUUAACUCUUUCUACAACUAGUGAAUUAGGAUCUUGUGAUUUUUAUACUUUUAAUUAUUCUACAGAAAAAUGUAAUUUUCCAAUUAUUCUUUCAGGAGAACAUAAAUAUUAUAUUAAAAAUUUAGCAUCUGGUUAUAAAUACUGUGUAUUCUACGCUGCUGCACAACGUUCUGUUUCUUAUUUAGUUCCAAAAAAUCUUGCAUAUAAUAGAAUUGAGCCAGAUGGAACUGGUGCUGACAUUAAAAGAUCAGAUAAUCAGUCAUUUUUCUCACCAAAAUUAAUAGUUUUACACGGAGAUAUUUUUGAGAACAAAGUUUAUUUAGCUGCAUAUGGUUCUAUCUAUGAUGAUAAUUAUGUAAUCGAUGGCAAGAACUCAAAAUAUAGUUUUUAUCAGAUCUCUGACUACACUUUCAGAAAAGUCAAUACUAAUUCUAAAGUUGGCUAUACUGAAGUGAACAACCGACUUCUAAUUUAUAUCUUUGUUCCUUUUUCAAUUGUAACUUUCAUUGCUGUUUAUCUCGUUUAUUAUUUUAGAAGACAUCGUAAAAAUAAGGACCCUGAAUUGGAACUUUUGGAUCAAAAUAAUUCUAAUGAAGCUCCUCAGUCAAAUGAUCAAAAUGACGAAGGUUUUACUGCACCAACAUAUCAACUAUCCACUGAAAAUAAUAACCUCGAAAAUCCAUACUACUAA